Messenger RNA from Cheilinus undulatus (humphead wrasse), 981 nucleotides. RefSeq names its product olfactory receptor 1-like. The transcript has a single exon. Lineage: Eukaryota; Metazoa; Chordata; Actinopteri; Labriformes; Labridae. The coding region runs from base 1 to 981 and encodes 326 amino acids. Gene Ontology annotation, biological process: G protein-coupled receptor signaling pathway. Gene Ontology annotation, cellular component: membrane. Gene Ontology annotation, molecular function: olfactory receptor activity; G protein-coupled receptor activity. The record is from RefSeq and is a predicted model, not a curated record.
AUGGAGUUUUUUAACUCAGCUCUUGGGAAGAACAUCACUUUUAUGCGUCCUGCAUACUUCAUAAUAAGAGGGUUCGUCGGCAUACCUCACAUCAGAUAUUACUAUGUCUUUCUAUUUUUUGUUUACAUUGUUUCAGUCUUGGGAAACACAGUUGUGAUGGCUGUAAUAAUUAUUGAUCAUAAUCUGAGAACUCCAAAAUACAUAGCAGUUUUUAAUCUUGCGUUCGUGGACCUGUUUGGGAACUCUGCUUUGGUGCCAAAGCUUUUGGACAUCUUUCUCUUCAACCAUCCCUACAUCCCCUACAGUGACUGCUUGGCGUACCUUUUUUUCUGCUUUGUUUCCCUGUCGAUGCAGGCUCUAAACCUGGUUGCACUCUCCUAUGACAGACUGAUAGCUAUCACCCUGCCUCUGCACUAUCAUGUGAGAGUGAGCCACAGGUUCAUGCUGUCUCUGAUAGCCUCCUUCUGGAUUUUUGCAAUCACUAUAAACCUCAUUGCAGUUGGCCUUAUAACACGGCUGUCUUUCUGUGGUUCUGUGGUUAUAAACAGCUAUUUUUGUGACCACGGGCCUCUCUACCGCCUCGGCUGUAAUGAUAUCACCCCUAAUCGUGUAAUUGGUGGUAUGUCACCACAUUUAAUCCUUUCAAUUCCUCUAGUAUUUAUCUUGGCCACCUACUGUGCUAUUGCUUAUGCUUUGUCAAAGAUUGCCACAGUUAAGGAGAGAGUAAAGGCCUUUAAAACCUGCACAAGUCACCUUACAUUAGUGGCAUUGUAUUUUCUUCCAAUAAUAUUUGUGUAUCGCUUUGGAAGAACAAUUCAUCCAAAUGCCAGGAUCAUAAACAUGUCUCUGACGUCCAUCUUUCCCCCCAUGAUGAACCCGAUCAUUUAUGUUCUGCAGACGAAAGAAAUCAGAGAAUCUUUAAGAAAGAUGUUUGAUAUCAAAGCUGUGUCUAAAGUUUCAAACAUUCAUCUUCUGUCCUAA